This is a messenger RNA of Candoia aspera, 1862 nucleotides long. RefSeq lists its product as uncharacterized. NCBI's taxonomy places the organism in Eukaryota, Metazoa, Chordata, Lepidosauria, Squamata, Candoiidae. The transcript is spliced from 10 exons. The coding region runs from base 561 to 1502 and encodes 313 amino acids. The record is from RefSeq and is a predicted model, not a curated record.
AAAGGAUUUCCAUAAAUUUGAUGGCUAUUUCCUUGUUGGCAUUACCAAAGACAGUAAAUCAGUCAACCACACAUCGUUAAGUGCAGCCGUUCAACACUGUAGAGUUGAAAGAAACCGUUGUACUGGGAUUCAGAGGAUAAGAACUACUUACACAACAUCACUUGCAGAACGAUUGGUUCUUGUCAAUGGAUCCUUUGCAAAUAUCUACACAGCAUAUUUAAAAAGUGCAUGUGCACCCCGUUAUUAUGGUGCAGAAUGUGGCAUGAUUUGUAGCUGUAACGGAACUGAAAAUUGCAAUCUGUUAAAUGGACAAUGUGCAGAAAAUGAGCAGUGUAAUGAAGACAGCUUAAGCAGUGAUUGUCAACAAGAUGUGAUUCAUCUUAGAUGCCCAAAAGAUCCUGGAUGGUGGUAUUGGAAGAACAACUGUUAUUACAUAGAAACAACAAAUCGCUUGACUUGGGGAGAAGCAAAAAAUUUCUGCAUGGCUUAUCAUGAAACUAAACUACUACCGACGCCACAAAGUAAUGAGGAAAAGGUGUGGUUGACUACUGUGUUAAAGGAUGUUAUAUGGAUUGACUCUGAAAUGGGAAAAACAAAGGACACGACAAACAGAUACCAACAUGUUUUGGAAAUACUCUAAAAAAAUACUUAUCUUGCCAUUGAGAAAAAGAACAUAUGCAUAUAAGGAACAAGCAGAGUCAGCCUGCCUUUUAGAAAAAGAAUGCACCGGAAUUAGUUAUUGGAGAAAGAAGUACCGACCAGUCAGUGGUAAAGAACUGAUUUCAGCUAAAUCAAAGGAGAAUACUGCAUACCUAAAAAGUGUUUGCAGUGAAGGACAUUAUGGAGCCUAUUGUCAGGAAAAAUGUCCAGAAUGUCCAGAAGAUAGACCAUGCAAUAGAUUAACAGGGAAUUGUGCUGAAGAAUUGACGUGUACAGAAAAGAAAAAAAUAAAUCUCUGUAAAUUCAAACUGAAAAGCAAGUUUUGUUACUAUUCCUGGAUAUACUUCAAUAAACACUGUUACUAUAUUCCGACAUUUGGGCUGAUCAGUAAAUAUGAUGCAGAAUAUAUGUGCAGCCAAUUUAAAGGAGCCCAACUCAUAAACCUGGCUACCAUUCAGGAAAGGGAUUGGGUGCUUGGAAUAAUCUCUGAAAACAUAUGGCUUCACUCAGUUGGUCCAGCUUUCCUCCCCAGAAUGAUGCUGUCAACAAUGGAAGAAAAGAUAACACAAAGGGUUCUAACAGACGCUGAGCAGCUGUGCCUUCAGUUGCUGCCUGGAGAGGGUCAUUUGGUGUCAGUUCCCUGUUCCUAUAAUGCUUCAUGGGUCUGCAAAGCCCCUUUAGCUUCAGAACACGUAGAUGCUCCAGACACAUGGUGGAUGUCAUUGGUCACCUCUACUAUAGCAACCAUUAUUGUGUUGAUUGUGACUGUGUUUCUUACAUUUAAAUAUGGAUUCUGGAUUUUAGAAGCUGCAGAGGAAGUGCAACCUGCACUGCUUUUGUGAGAUGUCAAGAACAGAGUCUUGUGGAAAUAUAUUUUCAUCUUGAAAAAAAGGGCAAAACCUAGUGUGUAUAGUUGGUAGACUAAAUUCUUGAGUUGUUAUAGUUGUAUUUCUAAAUAUUUUUGAGUGGGUGGAUAAGGUUUUGUAAUAGAAGAAAAAAAUGCCAAAGAUUAAACAAUUGUUCACCUCUUUGAACAAACUUUGGAAAAUAACACAGUAAUCUUAGAUGAAUUUAGUGGCUUCUAGCAUUAAUUCACAAAACUGAAACAGUUCAACAGCAAACUUUUAAAUACAGUUCUUUGAACAGUUCUACAAUCUUUAGAACUCCCAGUGAUGAUUUUCUGCUUAUUAAAUUAGUAAAUA